Messenger RNA from Schistocerca americana (American grasshopper), 1701 nucleotides. RefSeq names its product MOB kinase activator-like 3 (gene Mob3). Gene Ontology annotation, cellular component: nucleus; cytoplasm. The record is from RefSeq and is a predicted model, not a curated record. Gene Ontology annotation, molecular function: protein kinase activator activity. NCBI's taxonomy places the organism in Eukaryota, Metazoa, Arthropoda, Insecta, Orthoptera, Acrididae. Gene Ontology annotation, biological process: signal transduction; positive regulation of protein phosphorylation. Bases 108 to 791 code for a protein of 227 amino acids. The transcript has 5 exons.
UCUGAAUACACUUUGUGGCAUAGCGAUAGGGACAACCGCAAUAUCCUGUUUGUUUUGUUGUUUGUGCGUGUGGGGUGUGCAAGUUUUGUAAUAUAUGGGCAAAACCAAUGGCACUGAGUGGUUUCGUGGAAUUCUUCCAGAAAGGAAGGACUUUCCGUCCCAAAAAGAGCUUUGAACCAGGAACCUUAAGGUAUUCCCUUCAUAAACAAGCCCAAGCGUCAUUGAGCUCUGGAAUUAAUUUACGAGCUGUUGUACAGCUGCCAAAUGGUGAAGAUACAAAUGACUGGAUUGCAGUUCACGUUGUUGAUUUUUUCAAUCGUAUCAACUUAAUUUAUGGUACGGUGUCUGAGUAUUGCACUCCAGAAAGCUGUCCAACUAUGUCAGGAGGACCAAAAUUUGAAUAUUUAUGGGCAGAUGGUGUAAAGUACAAGAAACCAACUCCUCUUCCUGCACCACAAUAUGUUAGCCUCCUUAUGGACUGGGUAGAGUCACAGAUAAACAAUGAAACUUUAUUUCCUGUUUCAACAGAUGUACCUUUUCCAAAGACAUUUAUCCCCUUGUGCCGAAAAAUUCUGACCCGUCUUUUCAGAGUCUUUGUACAUGUUUAUAUUCACCAUUUUGAUAGAAUUGUGGCUAUUGGAGCGGAACCUCAUGUCAAUACCUGCUACAAGCAUUUUUACUAUUUUGUGAAAGAAUUUGAUCUUGUCAGUAGCAAAGAGCUUGAACCUCUGAAAGAAAUGACUGCUCAUAUUUGCCGGGAUCAUGUGGAAUCUCAGACUACCUCUAGCUGACCAGUUAGUUUCUUCAAAUGUUAUUUCUUCUUUUACUAUGAGUGUAGCAAGUUUUUGUUUUUAUUAUCUUUAACAUGGCUGUGUACAAUACAUGUUCGGUGUAUUAAGAGGAUGUCAGAAAUAUGUUGGCAAAAGGGGUAAGUGUACAAUUAAGACAUGGAUUAGGUAUUGGAUCUUCUUUGGAUGAAAAUAUGUUGUAAAACCUUUUUUUUUUUUUAAUGACUCACUUAUUUCUAAAAAAUUAUAUUUGAAAUAUGAGAGAGAAGUGAAAAGUAAAUAUAAUGUUCUUGCUAAAUGCUGCACAUGUUUAGGAUGAAUAUCUUCUUUCACUUGUCUUUAUAGUUCCUGUGUACUGAUUUUUCUUCUGUGUGUGAAUCCCAGAUGAAAAGAAAAUCCUAAGACUGAACAUGUAGCCAGAACAUGUAGCCAGUUAAUCAACAUCUGUUUUAUAAUUGAUUAUGUCAAACUUAUCCAUCAUCAUCAUUUGUAUCUUGAGUGCAGCAAAGCAUGAUACUCAAGGUUAGAGGUGUAGAAAUGGAGGAGACCACUGUUCCAGCCACUGUGAAACUGGCCAUGAUCUAGGUUUAGCUACACUCCAAAAUAGAGGUGAAUAUGUCAUUUUGAUAUGAACAUAGGAUAAGAUUGGUCCUGAAGUAAAUCCAAAUACAGUUUCCUACUGAUAAUUAGUGCACUGAGCAUGCAAUAACAAAGCAUAUGAAAUUUAGUAGUUUGUGAACCAAAAUGAGUUUUCCAUAACUUUGUGGUUUUAACGAGGAAGAAUGUUUCCAUCUGAUAUUGAGGCCCUAGUCUGUAAACAACAGUGGAAGCAGAUUUAUCAUAUUUAAAUCAGUAAUAAAGUUAUUCAUCUCUUUUAUUGUUGUAGCAUAAUAUAAAUUUAACGUAAAACAAA